Messenger RNA from Leguminivora glycinivorella, 1520 nucleotides. RefSeq lists its product as uncharacterized. Lineage: Eukaryota; Metazoa; Arthropoda; Insecta; Lepidoptera; Tortricidae. Bases 494 to 1012 code for a protein of 172 amino acids. The record is from RefSeq and is a predicted model, not a curated record. The transcript is spliced from 5 exons.
GCGCAAAACAUACGUUUUAAAACCAAUGUUUUCUUGUUAGGUGUUUAACUUAUUCUAAGUACACUAAAAUAAUAUGUUUGAAUAUUGGCUUUUAAACCAAAUUGAGAAUAAUUACAAAAAUAAUUUAGUAGUAUAAAUUACUUUAGCAACAUGUUAUCUUGCCGCUAUGGAGUGAUUUCUUGAAUAAGAUUACCUACACCUAAGAUACCACUAUCACUUAAUCACUUAAUAAGUGUGCCUCGAUUUUGCAUUUUAAACACCGUAGUAUAUUAAGUUAGUCAUACAAAUGGCUUACAUGCAUUUAUUACGAGUACUAGUAAAAUGAGGACUGUGACACCCCUGAUUCGUUUAGUAAAAUCAUCAAUAAAUUGCUAUUAAUAAACCAUCAUUCUAAUUGUUUAUUCCUUUGCUACUUUGCUCUUUACAGUGCACAUUACGUACUCAUACGUCUUAUAAAUAAUAAGUUCGAACCACCGUCAUUUCUACAUAUAACAUGUCGGACUCCGAGUUUGAAACUAUUGUACCCCUAAAUAACAAGACUGGAGGUGCGAAAGCGAAAAAACCGGUGCAGAAAAGAAAGUCCGAUGCUGCUAAUAGGUCCGAUUCAGAACGAGAGUGGGAAGAAAUUGACGCGGGGACCAAGAAGGUGAAGAAGCCUCGCCAGGCGAAAUCUCCUAGGACUACUAGUGGAGCGUCUAAGAAAAAGACUGCCAGCAACCCCUUCGACGUCUUCGAGCUAUUUCCUGAUGACGAGGCAUUUGCGAAAAAUUGCCCUACACCAGACCAGCUACGCUCGUCUAUAACUCAACGCGUGGCUGAUGGAUUGACUCGGCGUGCUGCUGAUCUUGAGGGGGAGUUUUUCUUGGAGCUGCGAGUAUACAACACCGCCGAUAUACGCAUUUCAACAUGUGCGAACAUUGUGACCCCGAGGAUCCUUUUACCCAUGCUCAAGAGUGGAACACCCAGACAUUUGAAGACGCAUAUCCAGAACUUGCCAACAAGCAUGACGUGACCAUUACAGCACCAUCAAUAGAAACACCCAACAAAAAGAAAAUAAAAACUAAACAGCGUGCUCCAAAACGUAAAUUAAAAUCAUCCACUACUUUUGUGAAAUGUAGAAAAUCCGUUGCUGAGGGACCCCGUCUGAUACAAAUAAAAAUCAUCGGCUUACGUAACGGGCAGGAAAGCCAGGCAGAGAGUGAUGAUGAAGAAAAUAUGAUCUUUAGUGCUCAAUAUAUAGCCAGCGAACCAGUGGACAAUGUUGUGGAUUCGGCAUACAGUUUAAUAAAUCAAAUCUCUAAAUCAAUGUUACAAGAAAAUUUCUGAGUUUAUUGUUAAGGUUAAAAAUGUAUGUGUGCGUAAAAUAAAAAAAUAAAAAAUGGGUCUUUCAUUACAGACUUUUAUUUAUUAUCAUUAAAACAUAAUACAGUGCUUAUUUCUAAAAUAGUAAACAUCGUUAUAAAUCUUGUGCAGACACAAUAGUAUCAAAAUACCACUUUUUAAUACAUAUAACAUUUUUU